CACAACUGAAACAUUAAUUUUCAAAAAAAAAUAACUUACAUCAGUCUAAUAAGAAUAAAGUUUUCUUGUCUCUGGAUUUCAGCAUCUACAAAAAUAAACAUUAUUUUAGUCUUAGUAAAAAUAAAGAUAUCUUGAUGGAAUUCAUUUUACGCACCUUAAACCGUCUGUCCCUCUCUUCAGAAGAAGUUGAGAACACUGCCUCCUCCUCAGACAGUGUGUGACUCUCACACAAACAGCUUCUGUGUCUUUAACUCUCAGUGCAGACACAGUGAAGACACGACCUCGACAAGUCUGAAAUAUUACAUGCAAAACAUACUUUUGACGAUUACCACUUCAACAGCCUCAAAAUAAUUAUGCUAGUCUUUACCACACAAUGCCGUUUCCUUUAGUAGACUAACGUACAUUCAUUUUAACCGCGAAAAAUAAGACAACAAAUUAACAUAAGUGUAACCAUAACCAUAACAGUCUAUUAACACUUCAAAAAGUGUAGAUCAUGUAAAAUCUUACGUAAAUAUGACAUAAGACAUUCACAGACGUUAUAUUAAAAGUACCUCUUCCGUUCAGUAAUGUUAAAUGAGGCCGUUAAGACCUCCCGGUCUGAGGCAAAAACCGCGUCUGUUUUUUUAAAAUAUAACGUUAAGCUCCUUUGUUUCCGCCUUUCAUAAAACCUUCCGCCUUUCAUACAACCGGGUAAACAAUAAACUAUAACUUUAAGUUUUGAAUCUUUAACUUACCAUAAUGUCUUUCACUUGCUUCUCAUUUUUCUACGCUGAGAAAAUGCCGGCUGUUCGCACUGGAGACGUACGAUCUUAACGUGACGUGCGUGGUCUCCUUCACGUCCGCAUUCUCAACCCAGCCCCCCUGGGUUAAAAUCGCGACCAAUUUUCAACCCAAACUUGGGUUAAAACAACCCAAAGUCCUACACAGCGGUCUAAACCCAGCAUUUGGGUUGAAAAAAUAACCCAGCAUUUUUUUUUUUUUUGAGUGUAGCAGUUGUCAUUUAGUCCUGACAUCUGACAUGUUGAAGACACAAUGGAUUACAUUUGUUUUUGAAGGGAAUGCGCCCCCAAUCUACCUAAAUGUGUCUGUUUGUGCAAAUCAUUCGAGAUCCAGCUUCACCAAUAGAAGGAGUAUAAGGUUUUUUUAAUGAAUCUUUGUAAAUCGCCUUUCCUAAUAAUGUGCUAAUUAGCAAGUUUCAGGAUGAAUGCAGCUAAAACGAAGCGGCAAGGUAAGCAGAGCUCAUUUGCAUUCAAAGGAAAAUGCUAAAAAACUACUUGCUCUAAAAAGGGCUGUUUUUGAUGGUAAAAAAAGGGUGUUGUUUUACACUACCAUUGAGAAAUUUCAACUGAACUAUGUUACAGACUUUUCAUUAAGAUCCUUUAGCAGUGGUUCUCAAACCUGUCCUGGAGUAGCCCCUGCCCUGCACAUUUUGUGUUUCCCUCAAUUAUCACACCAGAUUCAACUCAUCAGCUCAUUAGUUGAGACUGCAAGAGUUGAAAUGGGUGUGUCAGAUAUAAGGAGACAUACAAAACAUGCAGUGCUGGAGGUAAUUCAUAGAGAGGCUUGAGAACCCCUGCCCAAAAUAAUUAUAUAAACUUGUGGGAAAUGGGCAUCCAAUGACCCCUUUAAGUCUGAUCAGUUUGAAAAGAUAUAGCAAAAAACUACACAUUAUGGUCCAGGUAUCUGCUAAGUUCAGUUCUUUUAACAUUAAAACCCUGGGAGGAGAUACAGUCAGAAAAUUUUUUAUCUCAGAAGAAGAAGAGGAAUAAGAUUGUUUUAAUAAUAGUUUUCUAUAGACCCUAAAUGUCAAUAUGAUAUAAGUAGGCUUUAUAGUUUGUGAUCAUCUAAGAAAAAAAAAAGAGAAUAAUUUAAAAUAUAUUUCAGUAUAUCUUUAUUUGGACUUCCUCACAAUUUGAGUACAUUAAGUACAAAAUUAGUUGUUCCAAUUUAACAGACUUUAAUUUGACCCGUUUACUAAAAGUACAACUGUAUUUUUAUUUAUUGUAUUUUAAGUAUAUAAAUAUGUGAAUUUGUCAUAUUCUUAAACUUUUAAAUAAAUGUAUUUCAAAUAGAUUUUAGUAUGUAUGCAAGUGUUUUUUUUUCCACUAGGGAAGGCAUGUGUAAAGGCUUUUAAAUCGCUCACUUGGCCAAAUUGUUAAGUGGCUAGGAUUACUAUUUUAGUCAAAUUAAUCACACUCAGUUUGAUGUAAGGAAUUUUUAUGUGACAUUUUAAUUCAUCAAAAUAGAUUGUUAAAUCUUUUAAACUUAUUAAUGUAAUACUUUUUGCAUAUUGUCAUCAGAUAGGUUCAUGUUUUUAUAUAUGAAAUACAAUGAUACAUUGGUGCCAGAAAGGUGCAUGUGACUUUUUGGUUGGUUGUUUUUUUUUUUUUUUUUUAUCAAAAAUUUGUAGUUUUUUUUUUUUUCUCUCUCUGAAUAAAUGUUAAAAUAGUGUUAAAUAAGUAUAAUGUCAUCCAUGUGAGUACACAUUUUUAUUAUUAAAGACUGAAAUUAGUACACAGUCAGAUCAAACUAUGGUCACUUUUUUUUCACACCCUUCUAGUUCUCAUCCCUCGAUAUGUGUGUUUGCUAGUAAUUAUUUCUUUAUUUCUUUAUUAAAAGAAGAUAGUUUAAACUAUUUGGUCCAUCUUCUGCCAUAGCUGUUUUUCUUGCCACAUUAGGCUUACUUUUGAUUACAAAAUAUAAUGUUCAGUCAGCCUAUAAAGAAAUAGCUUUUUGGCUUUCAAAAUCAUAUAGUUAUGGCUACACAGUAAUGUACUUUUAUAGUAAUAAUGAUGUUCUGCAUAAUGAUAUGGCAUGUCACCAAGAAAAAAAAACAGUCAUUUUUUCUAACAAGAUUAAGUAACUUCUACAAUUUAUAAUAAAGAUGCUGUAAACAGUUUGAUGAUAUCUGUGUUUGCUGUCAGAUGCUCGUAUGAGAGGAUGGCUCCUACUGGAUUCCUACACACCAACAUUCUUGCUCACCAUCACCUACCUCCUAACAAUCUACCUGGGAACAAAAUAUAUGAGAAACAGACCAGCAUACUCACUGAAACACAUUUUACUGCUGUACAACUUCUCUCUUACUAUUUUGUCUUUAUACAUGCUGGUUGAGUUGAUAUCAUCAGUCUGGUCUGCAGGUUAUCGUCUUCAGUGUCAGGGUCUGCAUGAAGCUGGUGAAGCAGAUAUCAGAGUAGCGAAAGUGCUGUGGUGGUACUACUUCUCCAAGCUGAUUGAAUUUCUGGACACCAUCUUCAUUGUGCUGAGGAAGAAAAACAACCAGAUCAGUUUCCUACAUGUGUAUCAUCAUGCCUCUAUGUUUAAUAUCUGGUGGUGUGUCCUCAACUGGAUACCCUGCGGACAGAGUUUCUUUGGGCCAACGCUAAACAGUUUCAUCCAUAUCCUCAUGUAUUCUUACUAUGGUUUGUCAACCAUUCCAUCCAUGCACAAAUAUCUGUGGUGGAAACGCUACCUCACACAGGCUCAGCUGGUUCAGUUUUUAUUAACUAUAACACACACGAUAAGUGCAUGGGUCGUUCCUUGUGGUUUCCCUCUGGGCUGUCUGAAAUUUCAAACCUUCUACAUGUUCACACUUGUUGCCCUGUUUGUCAACUUCUACAUGCAGACAUACAGAAAGAGGAAGCUGGAGGGUGACAGAAUUGCUGAGGUUGGAGAUCUUAAAAACAGUCAUUUUAAUGGCCUUUCAGCCUCUCUCAACGGAGAAAACUCGAAACAGAAGCUGAAAUGAUGCCACAAUAUGGAGCAAUAUAGAAUGCACUUCUCGAUUCACUUAUGCUGAAUACUAGCACAAUAGCAGCCAUAAUCAUCUGAUAAUCAAAAUGCAAUUUUAUAAAUUUGAAUAUAACUUUUUAACCAUUUUGUAUCUUUGUUUUGCAUAUGUUCCACUCUAGCCAAUAGAAAUGCUGUACAAUAAUUUUGUAGAAAAAUAUUUUUCAAACUCUUAUUCAAAAUAAACACCUCUGUUAUGGAGUACAGUAUCUACUUUAUUACACAUAUUUGGCAAUUCAUCUCUAAUGACAAGAAAACAUUCAGUAAUAUCCCCUAAAUCACUAUAACGAUUUAUUCUUCAACAAAGGAAGCCUUAGGCUACAAGUCUUAAUCUGAUAUAACCAUUCAGUGUGUAAUUGAAUGUACUGAUAUGUAGGAUCUUAUAUCAUAGCACUAUUAAUACACCUUUACCAAAUUUUCAUAAUCAGAUAUGGAUUGUUAGGUAAAAAUGUCAAGUCCAAUGAAAAAUUCUGUAUAAAAUAAAUUUGCAUGAUUGUUAAAAACCACAUGAAAAUGUUUGAUGAAUGCAUUUGUUUGUUGUUGAGGGUUGGAGCUAAACAUUGCAGGAAAGUGGAUCUCAAGGGUCAGAAUUGCCCACCCCUGAUAUAUUUCCCAUUUCAACAAGAGGAAAUAACCCAUUUGUUUAAACAGCCAGUUACCUUUAAAUCAAUGGCAUAGCCAUGAACCAGGAUUUGUUACAUCCUAUUGCAAGUCUUGGCAGGUGUUUUCAGCAAACAGACCAACUCAUCCUGCAGAUCCAAUAAAAUGCUUUAUAGAAUGAGUUGUCAGUAUUUUUGGUCUGUUUUUCUAGAUCAUCACGGUGUAUAUUUACUUUAUUUUAAUAGGAAGAACUGAAUGUAUGAUACAUGACCCAUAAUAGAACAAUUUUAUUGGAUAUGCAGGAUGAGUUCAGUAUUUUUGGUCUGUUUUUCUAGAAGAUGACUGUAUAUAUUUACUUUAUUUUAAUAGGAACACUGUAAAAAAUUGUCCUGUAAAUUAACGGUAGUAUACUGGCAGCAGGGUUUCCAGCAGUGUACUGUAAUUUUACAGUUUCCAGAAUUACAGCUUUUCUGUAAAUUAAUGGUAAUAUACUGGCAGCAGGGUUUCCAGCUGUGUACCGCUAUUUUACAGUUUUCUGAAUUACAGCUUUUUUUGUAAAUUAACAGUAAUAUACUGGCAGCAGGGUUUCCAGCGGUGUACCGUAAUUUUUCAGGAUCAUUACUGUAUUCUAGUUUUUUUUUUUUUUUUUUUCUAAACCGUAGAACUGGCAAUUUUGCAAAUCAUUAACUUUAUUAAAAAUAUCUGUAUUUUAACAAAUUCACAAACUGGCAUUUCAUUUAUACUAAAAAGUGGCAGCAAAUAGACCGAAAAGAGAAGACCAAGGGGGUAUUUCUUAUAGAACACUAUUUAUUUAAGUGCCCAACCAAUAAUUCAAAUGCUUUCUCAAAAAAAUAAAAAUAAAUAAGCAAUCAAAAUGGAAGAAUCAGUCUUUGUAUGUGUUAGAGAAAGAUGAGAUGAAGAGAGAAGAAAAUUAACCAAUUUACAAAACAGACAAAAGACAAUG
Molecule: messenger RNA, 5350 nt
Organism: Carassius gibelio (silver crucian carp)
Lineage: Eukaryota; Metazoa; Chordata; Actinopteri; Cypriniformes; Cyprinidae
Product: elongation of very long chain fatty acids protein 2
Exons: 6
Coding region: 2933-3745 (270 amino acids)
Biological process (GO): fatty acid elongation, polyunsaturated fatty acid; very long-chain fatty acid biosynthetic process; sphingolipid biosynthetic process
Cellular component (GO): endoplasmic reticulum membrane
Molecular function (GO): fatty acid elongase activity
Source: RefSeq, a predicted model, not a curated record